UCAGCUUAGACUCCCCGUUUUAACUUUACAUAAAGUAAAUUCUAAAAGCCUUUUCUUUUUAAAGUAUCGAAACAUUAUCAGAACCAACAGAAGGUUAUCAUUUCAGCGAAUUUGUUUCAGCACUGGACAGCGACCUGGCCGCUAAUUUGGCGUGUUUUGUUCCCCCCAACAUUAAGGUGACUGAACACAAUAAUUAGUAAUGCAUACAUGUUGACAAGCGAAUCUAAUCCCUCAACACCAGCAGGAUUAGAUCUACAUCUAUAAAACAGACGCGAUGUUUUUGCUUUGGUGGCAGAUCAUUUGGGGCGGCUUUCGCUGUACCUCCCCAUUAUGACCCUGUCCACCAAUGUGACUUUUGUUCCUCUGUGCGUUGACUUUGACUCACCGGGUGACUACUUUCUUUUCAUUUUUCACAUCCUAGCGGGGAUCAGCACCGUGCUUGUUGCGGGCUCCGUGGUCUGCGGCAUAAUUUCCACUCGGGCUCUUUUAAUCCAGAAUCGCUUUAUAUUUAUGUUAAACACCAGCAUCUCUGACACACUGACUGGAUGUGGCAUUUUCUACCAGUUUCUGUUUGAUGUAAGGGAAGAUUAUCCUUCUAAAAACGGGAGUUACUAUAUUUUACCAUCUCUUCUCGGGGUUAACAUCAUUACGUUUUUGUUUGCUCAGUUUGACAGAUAUUUUGCAGUUUGCCAUCCAUUCUUUUAUGCUCGUUUUAUCUCCACAAAGGUUGUUAUCUGUGUGAGCGUCUAUACCUGGGUGCAUGUCUAUGGUCAGUUGGUCCUCGAGCGUCUGGUCCCACUGUCUAAAGCUAUGGAGAUUGCAGUGUACAGCAGAAUAAGCAUUUUUAUAAUUAUUAUACUCAAAGUUUCUAUGACUAUUAAACUCUUUGUUGUUGUCAGAUACCAGCUUCUCCGAGAGCCUCCAGGACCAGAGAAAGACAACAAGAAAGAGUCCCUGUUGAUCAUAAUAGUGGUAGUUGUGUUUUUCCUGCUUUUCUGGGGCCCAAGCUUAUUCUUCUCAAUUCUGUCAUCACUGAUAGGGAGACACAGGUUAUUUAGAAAUGAUGCAGUCAAUCCUCUGAAAAUCCUAUCAAGGACCAACGCUCUGUGCACUCCUUCACUAUACCUGUGGGCAAGCCCCUCACUCAGAGCAGCUGUGUGGAAAACUGUGUGGGGUAAAAUCUGCAAAAGACGGAAAAUGUUGUUUGGUAUCUUAGUUUAAAACGCUAUUAGAAAAUUAAAUUCUGGUAUCGGAUGAAAUUUAUUGGUGCAAAAGAAUCCUUAUUUCCCCUUUUCACUUUAGGGUCUACUUGAAAAGUCACUGUGAUGCUUUUACUUUCAAACUGAUUGUAGUUUCUUAUGUCAGAUAACUCCCUUUCAAAUCCAGCUCUGUUUUACUGAAACUUAAUGACAGUUUUGCUAUAAAUGGCUUUUAAACAAAACUAAAUUAAUUUCAAAUGUUAGCAAC
Molecule: messenger RNA, 1467 nt
Organism: Cyprinodon tularosa
Lineage: Eukaryota; Metazoa; Chordata; Actinopteri; Cyprinodontiformes; Cyprinodontidae
Product: G-protein coupled receptor 183-like
Exons: 1
Coding region: 331-1221 (296 amino acids)
Biological process (GO): G protein-coupled receptor signaling pathway
Cellular component (GO): membrane
Molecular function (GO): G protein-coupled receptor activity
Source: RefSeq, a predicted model, not a curated record